AUGGACAAACGCCUACCGUCCCUGAGCUGUAUCCUCACGGGAGCUCUGCCCUCAGGCGGCUACAGGAAAGGGGCCCACGUGUGCUGCAAGAUGGGAAGUGGCUUCGCCCUGUGUUCCAGUGCAGGCCGGGGACCAACUGUGUUGAUCUUCAAGCAGUGGCCCCACCAGGAGAGGUGGGCAGGCUCAUCUGGAGCCCCCAGGGCAGAUGCUUAUUGUGGGUUUGCGGAGCAGGAUGGACCAGGCCGUGUGUCCAGGGGCCACCCGCCAGUGGAUGUCAUGAUUACCCAUUACCAGAGGGAGCUCGCGUCCACAGUCUGCCAGCCCCCUAAGGUAAAGCCAAAGCCCCCAGCCCUGGGCUGA
Molecule: messenger RNA, 360 nt
Organism: Rangifer tarandus platyrhynchus (Svalbard reindeer)
Lineage: Eukaryota; Metazoa; Chordata; Mammalia; Artiodactyla; Cervidae
Source: the annotation of a GenBank genome assembly